CUCUCUCUAACUCCCCUUUCGUCUCUUCAGCCUCAAACUUCAUCUCUUACUUAACUUCUUUUCUAGUUUUUUUUUUUUUUUCAAAAGGAAGAUGAGAAACAGUUUUUUAUCAGACUUGUUACGCUUUGCGAACCCCACGGAAAACUUACCUUCCAGGGUUAAUGGGAUUGAUUAUAACUCAACUGAGUUAAGUUCAGUUCCUGGGUUUAACUUGUAUGGUAAGACGGAUAGUAGUUCAAUAUGCCGAGCAAAGAUAUCUAAUUUGCCGAAUUUAACGUCCGAAACUUAUUUGGGUGCACGCCAAUCCACAGACGGUGGCGAUAUUUCAUUUUUGGGAACGGAAAUCGACGAAUUCUUGACCAGGGCUUCUCGGAAGACCUUCGAGAAUUCUCCCAUCAAUUUAGAUGGAGUUGUAGCUAAAGAUUGUGAUGAUGGUGUAGUCCUAGGUGAAAAUUAUACAGCCACAUUUACAAAUGAAGAGGAGCUACCGGAAACUCAACCACGGGACAAAGUUAAAAGGAGAAGGUUAAGUUCUUCCGCAAGUGAGGAGGCCGCUGAGGAUAAUGAUACAGCUGAAGAAGAAAAGAAACUGACUUUUAGCGAAAAGUUGAAAUGGUUAAAGAAUUUACUCCCUGCUUGUUCCUCCAAAGGUUCAGAUACAGUUACUAUUCUUGAAGACGCAGCAAAGUAUGUUAGGAGUCUUCAAAGGAAACGCGAGGUUCUCAAGCAGCAAGUAGACCCGCAAACUUUCAUGGAGAGUGAGGAAUUGCGCCUAAACUGGAAUGGUAAAUUUCCCACCUUUAAACCAGUUAAUUCAAAAUCCAGAAGUAACUAUCCCUUUAUAUUGCCGGCUCCACACCACCAAAUACUGAUGAGCCGUCAACCUGAAAGACAGGGAUGUUUGUGUCGGUUUUCUCCGGAGACUUCAAUGUCUUUGCCCCCUCUGCCUGAUGUUAUGCCUUUGCCUGAUCUCGAAACUCCACCUGAUUUCGAACAACAAGUUCAACCUCUUUCUUCAUGGGAGGAUGAAUUACAAAAGCUUGUCAAUCAGUUUUUCCGUUGAGGAUGAUCAGCUGCUACAUCAAUCUCCAACUUUUUAGAGAAGUCCAGGGAAUGAAUCCGAAUGGUCCGAAUUUCCUUCUCCAAGAUCAUCUACUAGAUCCAAUGUUUUAUUUGUAUUACCGCCAUUCUUGGCCUGUAAUGACUUGAUGUUUAACAAUAACUAGUUUAGUUUGUGAUAACAAUAUUUUGUUAUUCUUUUGACGGGCUAAGUGA
Messenger RNA from Mangifera indica (mango), 1275 nucleotides. RefSeq lists its product as uncharacterized. Gene Ontology annotation, molecular function: protein dimerization activity. The transcript is spliced from 6 exons. The record is from RefSeq and is a predicted model, not a curated record. The coding region runs from base 92 to 1063 and encodes 323 amino acids. Lineage: Eukaryota; Viridiplantae; Streptophyta; Magnoliopsida; Sapindales; Anacardiaceae.